AUGAACUACGACGGCCCACCCGUCGACAUGUUCGGCUUCCCUCCUUCUGCGCCGGGCGCAGGUGGCAUGAACCCCAUGACCGACGCUGCAUCGCAAGACAUCAUGUCCGGCCUCUUCGACACCAAUGGCAUGUUCGCCAACUACGACGCCGGCAUGCCCAUGGCCCUCGACGUCGACGGCGACACCGCCAUGCAGCAGUCGCCCCAGCACAUGUUCCCGCCCGGGCCCGGGUCCAACGUGCCCACCGCCCAGAGCUCCACCGAGGGCACCCCCAGGUUCUCGUCCAACCCCGACGACAGCCCGGCCGCCCAGGCCCAGCCCCCGGGCGGCAACACCCUGACCGAGUUCACCAAGCGGAGGAACUGGCCCGCCAAGGUCGUCGAGGAGUUGAAGGACUACCUGCAGAUCCUCGACCAGCAUGGCAGGAUCAAGUACGUCUCGCCGAGCGUCACCUCCGUCUCCGGCUACCAGUCGGACGAGGUCGUCGACAUCUUCAUGAAGGAGCUCAUACACCCCGACGACGUCGGCACCUUUACCGCCGAGAUGAACGAGUCCAUAGCCAGCGGGAACCCUUUCCGCAUGUUCUACCGCCUGAGGAAAAAGGACGGCAACUACACCAUCUUCGAGUCCGUCGGCCACGCCCAUAUCGCAUCGGCCAAGUUUGCGCCGAACCCUGAUAACCAGACUGCCUUCUGCCAGGCCGUCUUCCUCAUGUCGAGGCCGUAUCCGACCAAGAACGCACAGCUGCUGGAUUCUUUCCUGGAGCACAAGAUUGAGAACGAGAGGUUACGGCGGAGAAUCGCCGAGCUGCGCCGCGAGGAGGAAGAGGAGGAGGCAUCGCAGCGGAGCUGGCUCGAGAGCCAAGACGUCUCGACGACGAAUAUGACACCCUCGGAGGACAACCAGUCACAGACCGCCCAGUCCGCCCAGACCGCGGCAGCAAUCCAGAGCCAACAGGCCAUGGACGCCGCCAACAUGCCGCCGCCCGACAGUACGAGAUCGCUCGGCUCCCUGCUGACUCGAGAUAAUCUGGAAGGUGCCACGGCAGGGAACCGUCCAGACUCGAUUAGAGACAAGAUGGCCAGAUAUGAGGCUGCUUCCCAUACGGACACCAUUGAGAUGCUUACGGGUCUUCGCUACGUCGAAGGAGAGCGGAGUCGCGGCAUCACGACCGGGAACCAAAGCCCGACUCUGAUCAAGGGCGAUGCCGGGAUCGCGAUCCCCGUGGACCGGGAUCCAAGGACGGGGGAGAAGAAGAAGAAGCUCAAGGUGGCGGAGGAAUACGUCUGCACCGACUGUGGCACCUUGGAUUCUCCCGAGUGGCGGAAAGGCCCCAGCGGUCCAAAGACGCUAUGCAAUGCGUGCGGUCUUCGGUGGGCCAAGAAGGAGAAGAAGAAAAACACGGGCGGCACAAACACCACACAAGAUACUCCCGUGCCACUAACAGAUCCGUAA
Neoarthrinium moseri is the source of this 1455-nucleotide messenger RNA. RefSeq lists its product as uncharacterized. The record is from RefSeq and is a predicted model, not a curated record. Bases 1 to 1455 code for a protein of 484 amino acids. Gene Ontology annotation, molecular function: zinc ion binding; sequence-specific DNA binding; protein binding. The transcript is spliced from 3 exons. Lineage: Eukaryota; Fungi; Ascomycota; Sordariomycetes; Amphisphaeriales; Apiosporaceae. Gene Ontology annotation, biological process: regulation of DNA-templated transcription.